AUGGACAUCACCGUUCUGCCCAACAAUAACCAUCCAGAGAAACUUCUCCAGCUCGACGUGGGGAUGCUACCAGCUACCCACGGAAUGUUCCAGAUUGGGGCAGUGCUUUCCAGCCAGAAGCAAUGGCACAACAAAUUAUAUUCACAGAGAGAGCAGAGGGGCGUGAGAGGGGCAGAAAAGCUGCCACCAUCGGGGGGCAGUCCCAAGCUCAGCGACAGAGAGCUGGAGCAGCACGUCACACCACUCACACUGAAACCAAAACUCAAACAAAAUCCCCUCUACACAGACACAAGGACUGUUACUGAAGAGAACCAGAGGUCCAGACCCUGCUGGACAAUUGAGGACUAUGACAGACAGUCUGCGAACGGCAACCUGGCCGAUUAUCUAAAGGAAGACCCUAUGAAACUAAAUUUUUGGCUGGAAGAUCUCUACACCCCGGGCUUUGACGUCCUCCUGAAGAAGAAAGAAGCAGAACUGAAAAGAAACAAGAUGUGUAAAAUAUUGACUUUGGUCCUUCUGUCUAUUUGCCUACUUGUGAUCGUCAUUGCAGUACCAAUUGUGGUGACAUGAAGUAAAGACUGAUUUGUGAAACCAUAGCAAUGACUCUGAACUUCUCCCACGUGGACAUUACACAGAUCUAUCUGUGCAUUCAGUGCUUGUAUUGUUUGAAUAUUGAACGAGUUUGUUCAAGGGUGUAAUUCGAAGCAGUACAACGCCCCUAGGACAUCCUACAGAACAGUAGUGCCACCAAGUGGCCUGAAACCCAUGUGAAAAUAUGGCUUUUUUAAAACAGUAGUUGUGCCGGAGUAUGAUAAUUUCUGCUAGACCGUGCAUAAUAUAACUAUUUUUAAUAUAUAUAUUUUCAAAAACACUCUGUUGCCAUUUCAUAUCUCAGGACUACCUGUGGAGCUCCAAUGAAUUGUAAUAAUUGAUGUUAACUUUAGCAUUAGGUGAAAUUAAACUCCAGAAAGAUGUUGAUACUGCAUAAAUGUCUUAAUAGGUUCGCAUAAUACAGAGAUCCAAAUUGGUAACACAUUGAGAAAAUACAAUUUAUACAUUAUUUAAGCAUUAUAAUGACCAAAUGUUUUCCUUUUGCAGACCUUCGAUAAUAUGAAAAUUGUUCAUAGGUGGGGAUCAUCUUGAAAUACAGCAUGGUUCCCUUAUUUACUAUGCCCUCAAGAUGUGUACUAUUUGUCAUUGUGAACUGUCUGUAGUUAUUAUUUUAUCAACAUGUCACAGAGAAUCAUGUGUACAAAGUUUUGUACUGUCCUCUCACUCUCGUUCACACACUCGCAUAUCUUGAUGAUGAAUUUCAGUCUAACUGUAAUUAUCAAGGCAGAAUUCAUAUUUUGUAUGAGUUACUGUGUCUCAUCUAUGCUAGCCUACAUUCCAUUCAAUCUAUUCACAUACUGCUAUGCAUUG
This is a messenger RNA of Electrophorus electricus (electric eel), 1422 nucleotides long. NCBI's taxonomy places the organism in Eukaryota, Metazoa, Chordata, Actinopteri, Gymnotiformes, Gymnotidae. The record is from RefSeq and is a predicted model, not a curated record.